Molecule: messenger RNA, 1776 nt
Organism: Clavispora lusitaniae ATCC 42720
Lineage: Eukaryota; Fungi; Ascomycota; Pichiomycetes; Serinales; Metschnikowiaceae
Source: RefSeq, a predicted model, not a curated record
AUGACUAUCCAGGUUCGGCAUCCACCAAAGUUCCCUCCGCAUCACGGAUAUUCCAGAAUCCGGGAAAAUGUGAAAAUACAGCCCCCAGAAGAUGUUUCGAUCUCUCCGUCAAUGGAAUUCAAAGUCCCGUUCUUUAUUUACAACAAUACAGAGUACGUUUUAGUCCAGGAUUUAGCGAAAUUGUGGAACUUCCCAUCUUCUUACCACGUGUUGUCGAAGAUAGUAAGCCAUUCAGGUGUGAAAAAGGGUACCUUCUUGCUUAUUAGUGACGAAAAGUUGAAUGAAGCACUCUUAAAGGAAGGACUUAUAAGCGAAAGCGAAACGAAUACAAAGUUGUUUUACUUGGAGUUGAAGUUUAUCUACCAAGUUGUGGCCAAUAAGGAGGCAUUGUGUAGCGAUGCUAAUGAUAUGGAUGUGGUCUCUGAGAAGAGAAAGCAUCCGGCUGUGGUGAAUGUUGAGGACGACUUAAUUACGGUAUCUCAAGUAUUCCCUCAGUAUGGCUCUGUUGAGGCGGUAACGCCUUUAAAUCAUGCAACUUUUCUUUGCCUUAAUCCGCAAACGAAGUAUCUGGUUUACAAACAUGAAGGCACUUACAGAAGAGUGUAUGGAAACACGAUCAGCGUACAAGAAAGAGAGCUCAUAUUUGGAUCCAACAAUUAUACCAAACUAGAAAUCAACAAACCAAAAGAAGACAGUGAGAACAAUGAUGAGAGCACUAACAAGAAGCCAUUGGGAAGGCUGAGGAGGCAUGUUGGAAGUGUGGAUCCGAAUCUCCUAGAUCCAGCUGAAAAUAUACUCCCUGGAUGUGGGCUUAUACCUGAAUUCAACGUUAGUACAUUGUGCAAGGUACCUAACUAUUUCGUGACCAAUGGACAAAUGAGCGCUGCGCAACAGAAUGCAAUGUUCAAUCCCCAAAGGGCGCACCUUAGUUCCCUCAAGAUGAAAUUUAACGACAGUGGGAAGAUGCCCAAACUGCUUCAACAGCUUCUUUUCAGUAAUGAUCAAGAUGCAUACCAUUCGAAGUAUUAUUACUUCAAAAGUUAUAGAGGCCCUGGUUCAGGAAAUUAUAAGGAUGCAGCGUUAGUGAACCGCAUAAACCGCAUUAGAAGAUUUACUCCAGAAACAACUCCAAAAAGCAAUAAAGUUACGCAUGUUCCAGCCAAUAAGGUUACAAAGCCAUUGAGGAAUAGAGCAGAUAGACCUAUCAAAGGUCUCAUGCAUAAGUUUUUCUCCGAUGAUAAUGUUGAGAUUGUCUUGGAAAGGCAGCGCAGAUUUACAGAGGAUUUCACUAACUUGGAAAUGCUUCACAAUAUCGUUUUAUUUAACUUGCUCGUUAACUCAUACAGGGAAGUGUCAAAGGACACAUGGAAGUGCUUUUUUAAGUUCAAAUCUAUUGAUUUCGAGAAGUUGUAUCUGAUCAAGCAAAAUGAAGCGAGAGAAAAGAGAAAGAACGAGCUUCUCAGAGAACGGGCGAACUUACCUGAUGGCUCAUUAGCUCAGUUGCAACCAACGUCAGAAAUGGUUGAUUUACUUCGACCAGAUCUUUCUCUCAGGUUCACUUUACCAACGCAACACCCUGAGAUUAUGGAGAAGUUGCCUAUAGAGCUUCGAGGCGAGGAUGGGGAACCGGAGCAUGCUAUCAGCAAGCCUAUAAGAUACACUGCCACGUAUCCUGAUAAGGCGAACCCUGAAGUAUUGAAUCAGGUCGAGCUAAUCAAGCUUCCUAAUGCUAACUCCAUAGCAUGGGACAACAUCAAAAAGUACAGACGUCAAUAA